CUCAUUCAUUCAUGAACUAUAGUACAAGACUAGAGUAGUGGACUCACACUAUCUCUGACUUGGACUCUGUCUUCUCUCUCUCUCUCUCUUCUUUCUCUCUCUACCCUGUUCCGGCAACAAUGUCCAAACCCACCACCACAGCACCACCAAAACCCACGACGGUCCUCCCCUACCUCACCGAAAACAUCCGUGAAGUCUACACCUUCGGAAGAAAGCUCGGCCAGGGUCAAUUCGGCACCACAUAUCUCUGCAGACACAACUCCACAGGCUGCACCUUCGCCUGCAAGUCAAUCCCGAAGCGGAAGCUGCUCUGCAAGGAGGAUUACGAUGAUGUUUGGAGGGAGAUUCAGAUAAUGCACCACCUAUCGGAGCACCCACACGUUGUCAGGAUCCAUGGGACUUACGAGGAUGCUGCUUCUGUUCACAUCGUUAUGGAAAUCUGUGAAGGGGGUGAGCUUUUUGAUAGGAUCGUGCAGAAGGGGCAAUACAGUGAGAGAGAGGCGGCGAAGUUGAUUAGGACUAUUGUUGAGGUUGUGGAGGCUUGUCAUUCUCUUGGGGUUAUGCAUAGAGACCUUAAGCCUGAGAAUUUCUUGUUUGAUACUGUUGAGGAAGAUGCUAAGCUGAAGACAACUGAUUUUGGGUUGUCUGUGUUUUACAAGCCAGGUGAAACCUUUGGUGAUGUUGUUGGAAGCCCAUACUAUGUUGCACCAGAGGUCUUGCGCAAGCAUUAUGGACCUGAAAUAGAUGUGUGGAGUGCCGGUGUUAUUUUGUACAUCUUAUUAAGCGGGGUGCCACCAUUUUGGGCUGAAACGGAGCAGGGGAUCUUCCGACAGAUAUUGAUGGGAAGACUUGAUUUCCAGUCUGAGCCAUGGCCCAGCAUUUCAGACAGUGCCAAGGAUCUAAUUCGAAAAAUGCUUGAUCGGAAUCCAAAAACAAGGCUUACAGCUCACCAAGUACUCUGCCACCCAUGGAUUGUUGAUGACAACAUUGCACCUGAUAAGCCUCUAGAUUCUGCUGUUUUGUCACGGCUGAAGCAGUUCUCUGCAAUGAAUAAACUUAAAAAGAUGGCUUUGCGUGUUAUUGCAGAGAGUCUCUCUGAGGAAGAAAUUGGUGGUCUGAAGGAGUUAUUCAAGAUGAUUGAUGCAGACAACAGUGGAACUAUAACAUUUGAUGAGCUAAAAGAAGGCUUAAAGCGAGUAGGAUCUGAACUUAUGGAGUCUGAAAUCAAGGAUCUUAUGGACGCAGCUGAUAUUGAUAAUAGUGGGACAAUUGACUAUGGUGAGUUCAUUGCUGCUACAGUCCACUUAAAUAAGCUGGAAAGAGAGGAGAAUCUGUUGUCAGCUUUCUCCUAUUUUGACAAAGAUGGAAGUGGAUACAUAACCAUUGAUGAGAUACAAGAAGCUUGUAAGGAAUUUGGUUUGGAUGAUAUCCAUAUUGAUGAUAUGGUCAAAGAAAUUGAUCAAGAUAAUGAUGGACAAAUAGAUUACGGUGAAUUUGCUGCUAUGAUGAGAAAGGGUAAUAUUGGAGGGAUCGGUAGGCGAACCAUGAGAAGCACGCUCAAUUUCAGAGAUGCUCUGGGAAUCACAAGCAAUGUGUCCAUUUAAGGUCUUGUACUUUGAGAAAUCAUUGUGUAAUGAAAAUUUUGAACGAUGAACACUUUGACAACUUAAAAUAUUUAUGGGUAGCAUGACCAACACUUUGAAAUC
This is a messenger RNA of Lotus japonicus, 1706 nucleotides long. Its product is annotated as calcium-dependent protein kinase SK5. The record is from RefSeq and is a predicted model, not a curated record. The transcript has 7 exons. Gene Ontology annotation, biological process: protein autophosphorylation; peptidyl-serine phosphorylation; intracellular signal transduction. Lineage: Eukaryota; Viridiplantae; Streptophyta; Magnoliopsida; Fabales; Fabaceae. Bases 120 to 1604 code for a protein of 494 amino acids. Gene Ontology annotation, cellular component: cytoplasm; nucleus. Gene Ontology annotation, molecular function: calcium ion binding; calcium/calmodulin-dependent protein kinase activity; ATP binding.